This is a messenger RNA of Scleropages formosus (Asian bonytongue), 3771 nucleotides long. Its product is annotated as tetratricopeptide repeat protein 31-like. NCBI's taxonomy places the organism in Eukaryota, Metazoa, Chordata, Actinopteri, Osteoglossiformes, Osteoglossidae. The transcript has 18 exons. Gene Ontology annotation, molecular function: protein binding; metal ion binding; RNA binding. Bases 186 to 1961 code for a protein of 591 amino acids. The record is from RefSeq and is a predicted model, not a curated record.
UGUUGUACACAUGCGUAGUUGGAGGACUGGAAGCGGAAGUAGCAGUGGUAGACGCUAUGUCGCAGUAAUGUGCGUUGGUUUAUAUAUUAAAUCUAAUGAUUGUGUUACGGAGUUAGCGCUCCUUUGUUACUUUUAAAUUGUAUUUUAAAGAGUACACAUAUAAAUAUAUAGUAUUUUGUUUUAAGAUGGCGGACAGAAGAAAUAAUGAAUUUGGUGUACAUGAUCCUUUAGAUGUGUACCACAUGCGACAUCUCUUUGAAUCAAUGUAUUUACCAGUGGAUCCUCUCCAGAAUGCUUUAUUUGGUCUGGAUUUUUCACAUUCAUAUUAUGAUGAUAGUAAUUAUACAGAUGAUGACAGUGAUGAAGAUGACCAUAGUAGUAGAAAACCAUAUUGUGGAUUCUCCAGAAACUUCUUAGAGCCAAAGCAGUUGCCGUUUCCUGGGGUGUCUGGUAGACCACGACUGAAGGAGGAAGCUGACAGAAAUGCCAAAGAGUUAAUAGAACAAGAGGAGAAGCUUAAAGAAAAGGCUGAAAAGAAACGACUUAAGAAACUAAGACAGAAAGAAAGAAAACGCCUGGAAAAGAUGAAGAAUAAAUAUGACGUUACAGAUAUGCCAGAAUGCUCAGAACCAGAACUAACUAAAUCUACAAAACCCAAUACAUCUUCAAGUAAAGUAAAUGUUAAAGCUGGCCAAUCGAAUGAAGAGGGCUGCAGGGAGCCUCCUGAUAGCAGGUCUCCCCCCCCAAAGAGCAACGGUGCCUCUCAUCAGGAUAAGGAUGUCUCUGAACCUGAGGAGGAGAGCGAGGAGGAAAGCAUAGUUAGUGAACCAGAGGAGCUGGACAUGGCCAGCUGCUUUGUAUCUAAAGCUGCUGCUAUUGCCAAGCGUAAGCAAGAGACAAAACCCAAACCUGUGAAGAAGAAAAAUCCUGCAAAGCAGCAGAAUAGUCUGCAGCAGAACGGUGCAGAGUCCAGCACGGGGGAUGUAGUUACCAAGAGCAUAGAGCUGGCUGUUAUUGGAAAUAAACUGGCUAGCAUUGGAGAGUAUUCUACAGCUGUUAUGUAUUUCACGGAUGCAAUCAAGUAUAACCCUAAAGAACAUCGCCUGUUUGGCAAUCGCUCCUUCUGCUAUGAGAAGAUGCAAGAGUAUGAGAAGUCCCUGGCUGAUGCUGAGCUUUCUCUUACCAUGUGUCCCAACUGGAUCAAAGGCCUGUACCGGAAGGGCAAGGCCCUGGCUGGACUCAAGCGGUACAGUGAGGCUGCGAUGGCUUUCAAGGAAGUGCUGCAUCUUGACACCAGCUCUAAUGAUGCUGCCCAAGAACUGAUGACCGUUCAGAUUAUGCAGCUCAUGGAGAUGGGCUUCUCUCGAGAGCAGAGCACAAAUGCCUUAAUAAUCCAUGGCAAUGUGGAGAAAGCUCUAGAGGUGCUUUCCAGCAUCCAGGAUACGACUUUUGUGAACACCUCCAAGCCUGUUGAAGAGGAGUGGGUGGUCCUGGGGAAGAAGGCGCCCAAAGCCAGCAGUGUGGUGAAGAGCACCCCAUCCAAAGCUCCGAAGCAAGUUGAGCUUUUCCCCAUCUGGGUUGGGAACCUUAUCCCCUCGAUCUCAGAGAAAAUGAUCCAAGACGUUUUCAGUUUUGCCGGCGAGAUCCACAGCAUUAAGCUGCUCUCUUCCAGACGCUGUGCUUUCGUCAACUACACAAAGAAGCAGUACUGUGAGAAGGCUAUAAAGGAGCUCCAUGCUACGCAAUUACAAGGCACCAAGCUGUCAGUGCGCUACCCCGACAGGAUUUAUACACACCUGGGCACGUCAAGGGCAGCUGUGACGGCCGCAGAUUCCGGACAAAAAUCGGGCGAGUGUUUUUACUGGAGGAACGGCGCCUGCAGCAAGGAGGAGAGGUGCAUAUACAAACACAUCCCAGAGCACAAGGGCAUCGACAGGGUCAAAGACAAGGCCUCAUCCUGACCCACAUGAGCACCACGAAGCAUGAGAAGUCUCUCUGGGGAAAGCCUGUCUGAUGCAGCCAUGAGGAACUGAACCAGGAAAAUGUGUGUUGGUGAUUAUAUUAGUCUUAAUAGAUGGGGGUAACGUCCAGGCACGGCUGUACUCUGUAAUCGAAACUUGUACCCGUUUUCAUAUGGAUUUGUCAUAUGUUCUAAAAGAUCUGACACAUAAUGACCCCUGCAUUGUUUUAUUUAGUUGCCAUAUCAAAUGCCUAAUCUAAACUGUCUUAUGUAGCUUGUCACUUCACUUUUUUGUUAUAAUUCAAUGAAUUAGUUUAGGUGCAUCACUUUGCUCAAAGGUACAACAUCAGAGUGACCCUUGGAUUUAGACUAGUAACCUUACAGUCAUGAUUCCUGGCUUUUCCCUGCAGUGUUUUUUUUUUUUUUUUUUUUUUGGAAGCCUCCCAAAGUCUCCCUCAGUGCCACAGUUUGAUGGGCACAAGGGGAGUGGCAUUGCCAGAGAGUGACUACUGUGCCCAGCUGAAUGAUGGCAUAGCAAAGUACCACCCAUUGGUGUCCCUUGUACAUCGAAAUGCAGACAAGUGUAGAUGAAACAACUGGAAGGGAUCUGAACCACUGACAGCACAUAAUCUUUGGCCCUAAGCUUGGGGCACCUGACCUGUAUUAAUACUAAAAAUUCAUUCUCUUAAGUGUUUAACUUUGAAACUUGAAUUUCUGCUUCCGUCUGAGGUUUAUGAAGUUUGAGUAUAGUUUUCAUACACAGUAUGAAACUCUUCUUCAGCUGGUAUCAAAUUGAAAGUUUUCUGGAAAUUGUUUUACGGAGCUUUACUUGGAGCUGUUCCUUAAUGUUUAAAAUGUUAAUCUUUACUGUGACAACUGUUUACGAAGUACACACAACCAUAUAUGUCCUUACUAUUAUUAUUUUGGUGAUUCCAACCUGAUCUGUAGGGAAACAAUUAUGCUGUGAAGGUACUCUGUUAACAAGUGGAGCCCUUACUAUUGGAGGAUGUUGAUCUUCUACUAAUGUACCACUUUUAACAUGUUAUUUUUUACUUAUUAUGCCUAAUAUGAAGAUUUUUUUUUUUCUUUUUUUUUUUUUGGCUUGCAGCUUGGAAAGCGCUUUUUACUGUGUAAGAAGUUCAUCGGUGGGAUCAGAAUGGUCUCUGCUGUAGCUGUGCCAUACUGGGCGCAUUCCAAAGUCAGCACUGGAUGUUUGAAAUUCAUCUUCCUCAUUUUUCCUUCCUCUUCACGCUUAGGCAUUUUGUCUCUGUGAUCAUAUCAUAAAUCAUUCUAUAAAACUACUUCUUUUUAAUGUCAGUGAUAAACAGUUAAAUAUUUCACUUUCAAUAUUCAAUUCACUGCUCAGUAUUUUAAAACUGUGCCACAAAUGUGUUUAAUUUUAUUCUGAGUUACGUGGAUAGUGACCUGAAAGAAUGGUUUUAAUUUUCUAAAUGAGAAGUAGAACAUUGGUCAUCUGCUUCAUAAUUGUGGACAUGAUAAUCACUCAGCAGGAAGCUUUUGGGGUCUGUGCUGUUAUAUUUGCUACAUCUUUCUAUUCAAUUCUUAAUCUAAACUUGAACUAAAGUCUAUGAAUGAUGCUGCUUGUCAUUUCAAUAGAUUCGACUGGUUUUUUUUUAAAUUCUGAUAUCGUGAACUUGUGAUACUUGUAGAGAUGGGAAAAAUUUACUUGUUAGGAACUGAGGCCAAUGAAUCUUUCACAGUAUGUGCCCAUAGACAGUGGUGAAAAUAUAACUGAUGGUGAUGAGUUUACAUUGGCUCUUUCACAUGACAGGAAAUCAUCCUGUCACUGU